Colletotrichum paranaense is the source of this 984-nucleotide messenger RNA. Its product is annotated as glycosyl hydrolase family 43. The record is from RefSeq and is a predicted model, not a curated record. The transcript is spliced from 2 exons. Gene Ontology annotation, biological process: carbohydrate metabolic process. Gene Ontology annotation, molecular function: hydrolase activity, hydrolyzing O-glycosyl compounds. Lineage: Eukaryota; Fungi; Ascomycota; Sordariomycetes; Glomerellales; Glomerellaceae. The coding region runs from base 1 to 984 and encodes 327 amino acids.
AUGCGUCUCCUCUCAACCCUAACAUCCUUCCUCGCUCUCGCAGCGGCACCCCUCGUCUCCGCCUUCACAAACCCCAUCCGCCGUCCCGGCGGCUCCGACCCGUUCCUGACCUAUUCGGGUGACGGCUACUACUACCUCCUCUCCACGACCUGGUCCACCGUCGAAAUCGCCCGCUCCACCACCAUCGAAGGGCUCAAGACCGCCACCAAGAAAGUCGUCUACUCCUCCGCCGACGCCUCGCGAUGCUGCAACGUCUGGGCGCCCGAGGUCCACUGGCUGGGCAACCGGUGGUAUAUCUACUUCACGGCGGGCGGGAGCGCGAAUUUGGAUAAUCAGAGGAUGCAUGUUCUGAGGGGCGGCACAACCCCCUGGGACGCCUACACCUACGUAGGCCGCAUCGGCCCCGACGAAUGGGCCAUCGACGCCUCCGUCCUCCGCACCCCCUCCCUAGGCGAAUACCUCGUCUUCUCCUGCUUCCACGGCGCAACCUACCAAUCCAUCUGCAUUCAAAAGCUCAAUACGGACUACGUCUCCACCUCCGGCUCCGUCGCCCUCAUCUCCCAGCCCACCCAAUCCUGGGAACGCGUCUCCCACCCCGUAAACGAAGGCCCCGCGGCGCUCUACUUUGGCGGGAAGACCUACCUCGCGUACUCGGCUUCGUACUGCUGGUCCGCGUCGUAUUGUCUGGGUUUGUUGACCUGGGACGGGAGCAGGGCGCCGACGGACCCCGCGGCGUGGACGAAGGGGAAUGGGUGUGUGCUGAGUAGUGGGAAUGGGCAUUAUGGAACGGGGCAUAAUAGCUUCUUUGCGAGCCCGAAGGGGGAUCAGACGUGGAUUGCGUACCAUGCUACUGCGAAUAGUGCGGGCGCGUGCGAUGAUAGUCGGUAUACCAUGGUGCAGAUGCUCGGGACGCAUAGUAACGGCUCGCCUAACUUUGGGACGCCUGUUGCUUUUAGUUAUGCGUAUGGUGAGCCGUCCAAGUGA